Messenger RNA from Rangifer tarandus platyrhynchus (Svalbard reindeer), 1623 nucleotides. Lineage: Eukaryota; Metazoa; Chordata; Mammalia; Artiodactyla; Cervidae. The record is from the annotation of a GenBank genome assembly.
AUGCCCUGUGAGGCAGUGACUCUGGCCGAGCAGCAGGAGCCUAGCACCUCCCAGCCCCAUAAAACCAGGAACAACGUCUUCGUACCAGAGGGUUUUCAGCUACCAGAGCAGGCACCAUGCAGUGAGGCCAGCUCGGAACUGGAAACCCGAGAACCGGGAUUGAGACCUGGCUUCAUCAAUAUCCGGACCUGGAGGAAGGGGGGACCCCGCAAUACUGGGGAGAAGCUAGGCAGAGAAGUCAGAGACAGCUGGGAAGGAAGAAAUCGGGGGGUUCUAACGCCUUGGACGACCCUGGCCCCAGUUCCGGGGCUGUUCGGAGCCCCGGAAAGUUUGCGCGCGUCAGGCGGACGGCGCGCCCCCUCCCCGCGCCUGCAGGCGCCGGGUCCGCAGGCGCCCACCCCGGCCAGCCCCGCCCGCGCCGGCUGCCCGCUCAAGGUCACCGCUGACAAGACGCCUGCCUCCGCGGGGCGAGUGGACCCGGGACGCGCUCUGGCUCGGGCUCUGGUCGGGCAGUGGUUCCCGGGGACGAGCGCCCGAGGAAGGGAAGCCAGCCGGGAGGAAGAGAGAGACCGAAGGAGAGGGGAGGAGGCCCAGAGCCCCGGGCCCGGCCGCCCCUGUCUCACCUGCGCCGGCUCCGCAAGCGAGAUGCUGCCGCUGCCGCUGCCGCUGGUGCGCGCCCGGCCCGGCCCGGCCCCGCUGCGGCUGCGGCUCCUCUGCCGCCGCUGCCCCGCGCUUGCCUCGCCCCGCCGCCCCGCCGCCGCCCGCCCGCCCGCCCGCCUGCCUCCCUCCCACCGCCGUCGCCUCUGCCGCCGCUGCACUGCGCUCUGCCCGCCUCCCUCCCUCUCUCCCUCCCCUCCCGCUCCCUCCUCCCCCGCGCGCUCCCCCUCGGCCCUCCCCAAACUCCGCACAGAGAGCGUCCUGCGGGACCCGGAGCUCGCGGUCCAGCCCGCGCCCUCCCCCGCGCGCGCGCUGGGGGGCCCGGGGAGCGGGUGUCCUGCCUUUCCCCGGGCUCGGUCUUCAGGUACCUCCAUCAGCACCAGCUCCUUACCGCCCCCGCCCAUCAGCCGGACCCUUGGAGGAACCCUUUUCCCUGGCCAUGUGACCUUGGACCUCAGACAAGAGGUUGGCCACACGGAGCCCCAGCAGCCCCAGCGGCUGAGUGGAGUGAGUCACCCCUGCCUCCCUGUGCUGCUGGAGAAGAGCGUGACGGAGGAGCCUGCAAAGCCUCGGGGGGUUCCAGGCAUGCACGCCAGGCUGCUCGGAGAACCCACGGUGGGCUCCCUGCCCCUGCCGCCUCUCCCGCACCUCAUCAGUUAUAACACCGCGAUGUGCCCUGCAUCAUGGGCGGCGCUACGCAUGCACCAUGGUCCGGGUAGGAGCUACUGGAGACACAAUCCUACCUCGGCUCCUUCCAACAUUCCUAGCUGCCUCGGCCACCAGCCUGGGGAGCCUCCCCGAGCAGCCCCCUCCGGCCUGCAGAGCUGCCCAAACAUCGUCCGCCUCUCCGUCAGCAGCUGUCAGAGCACAUUUGCCAUCAUAGCGUCAUCCGCGCUCCAGGAAGCCCAGGAGGCCGGGCGCUUCAGGGAAUGGCCAGAUUUAGUGAUGCCUCAGAUCUCUGGAUGA